GCUGGCGUCCACCGUGUCUGUACGUGCGUGUGUGUGUUGUCUCCGCGGACGGCAGGGAUCCCUCCACUUCCAGGGUCCGAAGUUAAACCUCAAACGUUGUGUAACUACGUGCUUUUCCCACCGCGACAUGGACAUGGUGGACGUGACUUCCACGGGCUGAGGGCAGACAGAGAAGGAGGGAGAGAGACGACGUGCAGGCGGAGACAGACAGGAGCUACACGUUGCAGCCUUUUGGAUCAAGGUUCUGGUGUAGGAGCAAUGAGCAGGACAUGUAGCUGGCGAUGGAGCGCCGCGGGCCUUGACCCUGCUCCCCAGAAACGAGCCACAGGAGCUGCAGAGGAGUGAUGAGCUGUUCCAGUCCGGACCGUCUUCAGCAUCACUUCCAGCUCCCUCUCUUGCACUCAUCCCCCAUCAGCCUGACAGGCUGACCUAUAACCUUCAAGCUCGAGCUGUUCUGGGUCUCAGCAGCCCCCCGGAGAUCGUCCAGCGACCAUGAGAGGCUCCAGGACCAACCUGCUGCUGGGCUGCGUGCUCCUCUGCUCCGUCUCCCUGCUCUACCUGGGGAUGAGCGGGAUAGACUGCCCUCCCAAAAGCCACCGCCACCGCUGGAUGGAGCUCAACCUCGGCUCGGGCAACCAGAGCCUGUCGCUGACGGAGAACUUCCCCGAAGACACGCCCAUCAUCUUCAUCGGGGGCUUCCCCCGGAGCGGCACCACCCUGAUGCGCGUCAUGCUGGACGCCCAUAACUCCGUGCGUUGCGGGGAGGAGACUCGCGUGAUCCCUCGCCUCCUGGCCAUGAGGGCCACCUGGAGCCGCUCGGUGAAGGAGCGGAUCCGCCUGAACGAGGCCGGCGUGACUGACCAGGUGCUGGACUCGGCUGUACGGGCCUUCCUGUUAGAGGUGAUCGUCGGCCACGGAGAGCCGGCCGCUCGUCUCUGCAACAAGGACCCAUUCGCACUGAAAUCUCUGUCCUAUUUGGCACACAUCUUCCCUAAAGCUAAAUUUGUGCUCAUGCUUCGAGAUGGACGAGCAACCGUCCACUCCAUGAUAUCACGCAAGGUGACCAUCUCGGGUUUCGACCUGACCAGCUACAGGGACUGCCUGACCAAGUGGAGCAGUGCGGUGGAGACCAUGUUCAGCCAGUGCCAAACGGCCGGGGAGUCCAGGUGUCUGCCCGUCUACUACGAGCAGCUCGUCCUCCACCCGGAGCCGGAAAUGAGGAAGUUGCUUCACUUCCUAGAGUUGCAGUGGGACGCAUCGGUCUUGCACCACGAAGAACUGAUUGGGAAGGCUGGUGGCGUGUCUCUAUCCAAGGUGGAGCGCUCCACCGACCAGGUGAUGAAGCCCGUCAACACAGAAGCCCUCUCCAAUUGGGUGGGGCAGAUCCCGCCUGACGUGAUUAAUGACAUGGCUGAAAUUGCCCCCAUGCUGGCUCGCCUGGGCUACGACCCCCACGCCAACCCUCCCGACUACAAGAGAGCAGAGCCCGUAUCGUUUCUGUUCAACUACUCGCAGAGGGUGAAAGCAGCAGAUACUCCUCGCCCGAGUUAAACGUGACCGUGGUGGUCCCCCGUAUGGAUGCACCUUAAACACAGACUUCCAGUUCAGCAGUAUUAGCACCUCACGGGGCAGACUUCAGUGUUACAUGUGUCAUUGGAAAUCCUCUCAAGACUUUUGUACAGUGUUGGUGUUUGUUCACAGGUGGAGUGUUUUAAAUCAUGGGCUCAUCACGUGGUCUGAGGUUUACAUGUCUCUCUAGAGGUCUGCGGUUCUUUCGUCUGGCCUGCUCAGGGAAGUUCGCCCGCUUUUUGCGAAUCAUUAAACUCCUCCAUAGUGCAUUUUCACACAGCCUGUAACCUCCCGAUUGAAGGUAUUUCAUGUCUUUAAGUUGUUAUGAUCACAAUGUGAAUGUGUUUUCAGACAAAUUAGUCGCUGAGAGUUCGGUCAGUGUUCAUAAGGUAUGAUGACUGUAUAUUUUUGAAAUUCUAUGUUUAUUUUCUUAAUAAAUUAUUUUGGUGUUGGCCAUUCAUCGAGGAUUUUUAAUUGUUGUUUAUCGCUAAAUAUGAAUUAAAGGUCAAAAUGUUACCUUAAA
Molecule: messenger RNA, 2092 nt
Organism: Cololabis saira (Pacific saury)
Lineage: Eukaryota; Metazoa; Chordata; Actinopteri; Beloniformes; Belonidae
Product: protein-tyrosine sulfotransferase 1-like
Exons: 6
Coding region: 493-1551 (352 amino acids)
Biological process (GO): peptidyl-tyrosine sulfation
Cellular component (GO): Golgi apparatus
Molecular function (GO): protein-tyrosine sulfotransferase activity
Source: RefSeq, a predicted model, not a curated record